AUGAUCUCCGACGAUGACCUCUACCGCCUUGCCAUCUUCCUUGGCUCCUGCGCCAUGAUGAUGAUUGUCCUAUACCACUUCCUCGAUGUCAAUUCCAGCGAGGAGGAACCAGAGUCUGCUGAAUCAGCAAGCCAAAUUAAGGAGAAUGUCCCAGUGGUGUCCACAGGCAGGGUGUCAGCUUUAGGGAAGGGGAAUUAA
This is a messenger RNA of Penicillium concentricum, 198 nucleotides long. Its product is annotated as dolichyl-diphosphooligosaccharide--protein glycosyltransferase subunit 4. The coding region runs from base 1 to 198 and encodes 65 amino acids. Gene Ontology annotation, cellular component: oligosaccharyltransferase complex. The record is from RefSeq and is a predicted model, not a curated record. The transcript has a single exon. Lineage: Eukaryota; Fungi; Ascomycota; Eurotiomycetes; Eurotiales; Aspergillaceae.